ACACUAGCACACACCAAGGAAAUUGAAUCUUUAAAGAAAGGAAGCAAGAAUAAGAUUUUUUUCAAUUUGUGUUUAAAAAUUCCUAAUGCUGAAAAACAAAAUGAUAAUGCACAUCGUGAACUAAUAAGAAGUUAUUACUUCUUUGGGGAGGAAUUAGAAAAACGUCUUACCCAGUAUAAAGAUCUUCCAGAGCAUGUGGUCCACAGAAAGAUUAAUAAUGAAGUUAGAGAUCAACUCCCAAAGGAGAUUCCAAACCCACAAUUUGAAAGAAAAUGGAAAGAGCUUGAAAAAUUUAUGACCUUUUUUUCUUUAAGUUUGGACAAUAUCAAAUAUGUAGCAUCUCAGGUUAGAAAGGAUACUGGAACUUGA
Molecule: messenger RNA, 369 nt
Organism: Entrophospora sp. SA101
Lineage: Eukaryota; Fungi; Glomeromycota; Glomeromycetes; Entrophosporales; Entrophosporaceae
Source: the annotation of a GenBank genome assembly